Messenger RNA from Esox lucius (northern pike), 828 nucleotides. RefSeq names its product P2Y purinoceptor 3-like. Gene Ontology annotation, cellular component: plasma membrane. The transcript has 2 exons. Gene Ontology annotation, molecular function: G protein-coupled receptor activity. Bases 1 to 828 code for a protein of 275 amino acids. Gene Ontology annotation, biological process: G protein-coupled receptor signaling pathway. The record is from RefSeq and is a predicted model, not a curated record. NCBI's taxonomy places the organism in Eukaryota, Metazoa, Chordata, Actinopteri, Esociformes, Esocidae.
AUGUCUGGGUAUGACAACUUCACCUUCUGCCCGGUGGCACAGUCUUAUAAGAGGAUCCUGCUCCCGCUGACCUACAGCCUGGUGUUUGUGCUGGGUCUGACUCUGAACCUAGUGCUGCUUGGUUUGGUGUCCUGCCGGACUAGGACCUGCUCAGUUGUCUACCUGACCAACCUGGCGGCAGCUGACCUGCUAUACGUGCUGGCCUUGCCGUUGCUUAUCGCCAGCGAUGCCAUGGGCGGUGUAUGGCCCUUCGGAGAGGUCCUCUGCAAAGCCGUCAGAUUCUUCUUCUAUAUGAAUCUCCACAGCAGCGUGAUGUUUCUUACCUGUGUCAGCAUACAUCGGUUUCUCGGGGUGUGCUGUCCAAUAGCUGCUCUUCGGUUCAGGACCAGAAAAGUAGCGGUUGUGAUGUCUGGUUCGAUUUGGGUCUUGGUGAUGUUGGAGAUAUUGCCAAUCCUUAUAUUUGCAGACACUGGAUUCAUAAACAACAAGACUGUGUGUUACGAAAUGGCCGACUUUGACCGGUACCACGUUUUCUUUCCGUACAUCAUGUUUUUAACCGUGGUUGGAUUCCUGCUUCCUUUUACGAUCAUUCUUAUCUGUUACUGCUCAAUGAUGAUAGUGCUCUGCCGAGCAGGAAAAGACAAGUCACACAUGGGCAAAGAGAUGCGAAACAAGUCUGUGCGUACCAUUCUGGCUGUGUGUUUGAUGUUGGUACUAUGUUUCGUGCCUUAUCACAUUGCUCGGACAGUGUACCUGUUCCUACGGGUCUACAUGUCCAGUAACUGUAGAGCUCUCAAUGUUGCAGUCAUCUGCUAUGAGAUAGGAUAG